AUGAACACGACAGCCGCCGCCCCCGCACCUCCGCUCUUUCCUAUGGCUGUGUCAAGUGCGGGACCCGCCUGGCAUCUGCCGCACUUCUCUCCCAGCACCACCGCCCACGUCAAGCAAGAGCCUUGUGAUGGCGAGGCCGCGGAUCGGCACGACGACUCCGGCAUCUCGCCCGGGCGCAGCGCCAGUGCCAGUGGCAGCAGCGGCGGGCCUUCGCCAGAGCGCGAGGAUCCCGGACCCUCGCAACAUCACCACUACUUCCAGCACCAGCAACAGCUGCUGUCGUCUCCGCCACCCAACCCGAACGGCCACUACUUGGAGCGGCUGGACAAUACGCCGUCCCAGACACAGCACAACGCUUACUACUAUAAUCACCACCACCAGCAGCAGCAGAAUGGCCGCGGACAACCCCUGCCGCAGGAGCCAUACUACCAGCAGCAGCAACAGCUGCUUCAGCAGCAGCAGCAGCAGCAGCAGCAACAACAACAACAGCAGCAGCAACAGGAGCAGCAGGAACAAUCAGACAGUUCUGCACAAUUCCAUCUUGGCAGCCCCGCACGCGAGCCGCUGGCACGGGCCGUCCCGCAGUCUCCGCAACUGCGGACGCCGCCGCCAGCGGGCAGCGCGCAGACCAAGCAGGAGCCGGCCAGCCCGCUGGAAGGCAGCUCGUCGCCUGGCCAGCCGCCGCAAGCGUCCUGCGCCGCCUCUCAGGCUGACGAAAACUCGUCUAGCUCGUCACACUACUCCACGGAAGGCGAGGGCGCCCUGCGGCGACUGCAGGCGGCUGUCGAGACGAUGGGAAUGGUCAACGGCAGCGCAGACGGCGGCACCACCUACGAAUGUCCCGUCUGCACCGUGCGCACCCAAGACAAAGAGCAGUUCCAAGCUCACCUGGGAACGCACUACGAGCCGCGGUGUCCUUCCUGCGAUCACGUGGCGUCCACUGUAGAGAAUCUACGCGCACACAUGCGUGAGGCGCACGCGCUGUCGCCGCCGCAAGAUGACCCAGCUGAGACCAAAAUAAAUUCCCAGGGCCGCGUGAAGACUUUCCGGUGCAAGCAAUGUGGCUUCGUGGCUGUGACGAAACUGGAGUUCUGGAAGCACUCUCGCUUGCACAUCAAAGCGGAGAAGCUGCUGACGUGCAACCGGUGCCCCUUCGUGACCGAGUACAAGCACCACCUCGAGUACCACCUGCGCAACCACUCGGGCUGGAAGCCAUUCCACUGCGACAAGUGUGACUACCAGUGCGUCAACAAGUCGAUGCUCAACUCGCAUCUCAAGUCGCACUCCAACAUAUACCAGUACCGGUGCGCCGACUGCACCUACGCCACCAAGUACUGCCACUCUCUGAAGCUGCACCUGCGCAAGUACCACCACACGCCGGACGUGGUGCUCAACCCGGACGGCUCGCCCAACCCGCUGCCCAUCAUAGACGUGUACGGCACGCGGCGCGGACCCAAACAGCGGCCUCGCACCACCACGCCGAAAAAGAAGUGUGCGGCCGCGCCGCCGUCGGCAUCUGCGCCCUCUCCGGCGCCUCCGCAGCCGCAAGCAGCCGUCCAACCGCGGCAGCCGCUGCCCCCGCCGCCAGCGCCUCGCGCUGCCGCGCCGCCCCAGGGUGCGGCUGCACUGCCGCCGUUCGCGCCCGCAGCCUUCGCGCCGUUGGUGCGGCCCGGAGGAGCCGUCUUCCCGUUCGGCAACGUGGGUCUCGUGCCGUCUAUGCCGGCCUUCCCGUACAACCCGGUGCCGCACAACGCGUCCGACGCCGCCGGCUACGACGCCUACUACGCCGCGGCGCACAGCAGCGGCUUCCCGUUCUUCGUCAACAAUAACAACGAUAACGAGAGCCCUCAGGACGCAGAGGCCAAGAUGCAGGACUACAUGGCGCGCAUUCUCGUGGCUACGCAGCUGCAGGUUCCCAACGUGCCGCUGCCGCAGGCCAGUACUCCGCUGCCGGACCCGCUGGAUCUGACAAAGCCAGAGUCUCCCUCGCCGGCAGCUGUCAGAUCGCCGACACCGACGCCAUCUACGUCGACGGCUGCGUCUGCCCUGCCACUCGAGGAUGAGCCGAUGCCGGUGCCCGUCCCGGCGGCUCCUUCCGCGACCAAGCACCGCCGGAAGGGCAAGGCUUACAAACUGGAGCGCAUUGCCAUGAAGCUGCAGUACCACGCGGAUGACGACAGCGCAGAGGACGAGCCAGAACGGAAGCUGUUGAAGGCGGAACUCCCACUCGAUCCCGAGCCAGAGAAGGAACCGCAGCCCUCGAGCGACCGUCCCGAUUCUUCGGAGGCAGAGGCGGACGACGGAGAAGACAGUUCGGAAGCUCAGCGUGACUUCUUCUGCGAGCACUGCGAAAUCACUUUCCGCGACGUCAUCAUGUACUCUUUGCACAAGGGCUACCACGGCCUCAAAAACCCUUUCACCUGCAACGCCUGCGGUAAGGAGACUGCAGACCGUGUCGAGUUCUUUGUUCACAUCGCUCGCUCGCCCCAUUCCUAA
Molecule: messenger RNA, 2496 nt
Organism: Schistocerca serialis cubense
Lineage: Eukaryota; Metazoa; Arthropoda; Insecta; Orthoptera; Acrididae
Product: protein hunchback-like
Exons: 5
Coding region: 1-2496 (831 amino acids)
Biological process (GO): regulation of transcription by RNA polymerase II
Cellular component (GO): chromosome
Molecular function (GO): chromatin insulator sequence binding
Source: RefSeq, a predicted model, not a curated record